AUGAAUUGUUUUUAUGGUGUUGUGGCAAACAGCACCGGUAUUAAAGCACUAAAUCUUUCAAAAAGUUACAACGGUACUGGUAUCUUCCGCUUGGAGAAAAUUACAGUCAAUAAUUCCCAUGUGGGUGUUAUGUUGAAAAAUCAUUAUUCUCUUUCCAUAGACCUAAGGGAAAUUGCCAUUACAAACUGUUAUUCUGGGGUGUUUGUUUCAAAGACAAUGUUCACAAAGGUUAAAAUGUCUGAACUAAUGUUUGAUACUGGCGUCAAUGCUAUAAUAAUAAGGACAAUACCUGGAUACUUUGAACAAGUCGAUCUUUGUGAUGACAGCUAUUACUUCUACAAUGCAUCAUUUCCCGUGGAAAUAAUUCAUUCAGAUUUCAGUUCCCCUCAACGAAGUUCUUGUUCUAUGGUGAGUUUAUCUAUUAACAUAACAAUAAUCCGUUUAACUAUAAAUUUAACAUUGCUUUUAUUGACGUUUCUAUCGCAUACGGCUAUUUCAUGUAAUUUGGUAUACUUCUCACGAUUUAAUUUUGCGCACUUUAGUUUCCGGGCUAGUAAUUUCGCGCAUCUCGCAGAGGACUAAUACAAUAGGAAACGACAUUUAAAUCACGGUACUUACUUUCAAUAGUACGUACCUAUAAACAUAAAUAAUUUUAUAUACACAUUUUAUGAUUGGUUUUCUGAAACAAAAUUGAUCAGUGUUCAGAGUAUUAAUGGAAUAAUGAUUCUCAGGGCUAAGUAUAGUCGUGACCAUAGAAAUACAUGCAUAUAGAAACCCCUCGCAUUGCUAACCAAGCAACUAUAUAGAAACAUAAAGUGGUUGCCAUGGUAACAUGGUGUCACAGCAUAUUGGUACCAUGGAGUCUUGAACAAAAACAGCCUGCACCGAUUUUGACAGUGAAUGCGCUGAAUAAAUGUAUCAACUUCAUGUUUGCCUGAAGCCAAAAAUGAACCCCAGACACCCCUGCCUGGGGUUCAUAUUUGGGAAAGGAGGGGGGGGGGGGGGCAAUUUUGCUUGUACAAGAUAUUUUUACGCUCGAGGCUGUACGGGAUAUUUUUUGCCCCGACAUGCUUGCAGGAUAAUUUGUUGCUGUUAGAAAUAUUAGAAAAGAUAUAGGUAGAUCGUGUCAUCGUGCCGGUAGUCUGUCCGUUUAAAUAAUAGUUUCAAUCCGCACUGAGCAUUUAAGAUCUUUAGGGGUGGGGGGGUGGGGGGAGUUUGGGGCCAUUCUCCUGGGAAUAACAAAUUCCUGCAUUCUGGGAAAUUUACUAAUUUAUUAAUUUCUGGAAAUUUUUAGAAAUUUAUUAAUUAAUUUAUUUAUUUAAGGGUCUAGCUUGAAAAUAGAGCCCUUAAUUUCGAUUUCAUCAGCAUAUUUUAGUUAGACGUUAUUUAUUUUUUGUAUACUUGAUGAGAUUCAAAAUUUGUUGUAUAUUCAAGCCCGACUUCAGUGUAAUUUUGGUGAUGACUAUAAAAGAAAUGAAGAUAUUUUAAAAACUGGCCGUGACGUCACGAAAAAACUUUCUAAAAUUGUUCUCUGUUUCGAAUUUUGUCCUUUUUUCGCCAAUUUGUAAAACGCCCUGCAACAUGAAAUAUUUGUAUCUUCGCAGUCAAUACGGAAAAUUAAAUGUAAAUGUGUUUAUUAAGUUUCUGACAUUGCAACCAAAGAUUGAAAUACUUAUAAUAAUAAUUAAUAUUACAGGUGAUUAUAAUUUAUGUAUGACUAAUUAUUUUUACAACAAUUAAUUAAGAUUUAAGAUAAUGAAUUCAUAAUAAUGUCUAUAAAAAGUAUCACUACCAUUAAAAUAUCUAUGAAUAUAUUUAUGGUAGCACCGAGUCGGCUAUCAUGCAGCCAUGUACGACGAGAGCGAAUGGUAUAAUUGUUUUAUAAUAUAGUCUAAUAGCCAGUAACUGAAGCAAUAAUUAAUUAUCCUCUGUUACAAUGUCUUGACAAUUUGUUCGGCCAAAAACCGCUUGGCCUUUAAAAUUUGAAAUACUUUUGUUUUACAACUCGAAGACGAAUUGAAAAAAAUGGUUUUAGAACCGGUAUAUCUCACAGAAACGCUCAGAUAUAUUAUACAGAUGUUUGGUAUAGUAAGUGCUAGAAAUCUAAACCUGCAUGCGGAAAGGAGGGACUGCUCGCAGUCUAAGUAAGUGCUUGUUGACUGCAAAUUCAUUUGUCUUUCGUUGCAAACUUUUCUGAACAAUUAAUAUAUUUCUCGGUAUCAAUUCUUUAAAAAACUUGUAUUUAACUAAUUUCUAUGUAAUAAAUGUAUUUUGCUAACCUGUCAAAUAUUUUUGAGAGUUUUUCCUUUAGACCAUUGGGCGAAAUUGCUAUCUUUCAGUUUGAAUAACGAAACUACCUAAACUUUAGUUAUUUAGUUAGAUCACAGUAUGAUAAAUAUAAAAUCAAAUAUUUGUUCCAAAAUUUCAUUUGCAAAAUGUGAAAAUUUUAUCUUUUUGACCCUUUUUACAGCUUCGGGGAUAAUGGGGGUUUAACAGGGAACAUAUCAAGAUUUUGACGGGAUAAUAGGGGUGUAAUGUUGAUAGGGUUAGAAACAACAUGGCGGCUUCAACUUCUUAUCAACUUCUGCCCAAAUUUUGCCUUAUUUGAAUAACAAGUGUUAUUUACAUAUUGUUGAUGUGCAAAGUGCGAUAUUAAACCGCUAACAAGUAAGAAGUUAGAGACAUUAGUAAAACGAAUCGAAGAUUGGAAAGGUUUAUACGGAAAACAACUUGACAUUGCUCAUUUUGGAAAGAAAAGGAUUGACCGAUUUCGUUGAUAUAAAUAGUGGCCUGAUUCGGUUGGAAGAUGCCAAACAACAUUAUCCAGAUUUUGGAUUCCACGAGGAGUGCUAUAAAAAAUUUACUAAUAUAUCUAUUAUAAACAAGGUAAGUUUGUCAAUUUAAUUUUACAGCAUAUUGUAAUUUGUAAUAUUAUACUUUUUUUUGGAAAUUAUGGGAGUAUUAUUUGCAUUAGUUAUAUUAAAUUUGUUUAAAUGUAUUUCUUAUAAAGUAUUAAAAAGCUAUGCUAAAAUGUUAUGCAAUACCGUAAUAGCCUUUUUUUUGUAGUAGUAUUUUGUAGUUAUAUAUAUGUGCCAUUGUGUUAGAUAGUAGAUUAUUUAUUUCUAUAUGCAGGCAAGGAGAACUUUAGAGAGAAAAAGGAAAAUGGAAGAAGAACCAGCUGUACCACCAUCAAAACCCAAAAUGCCAUUUCUCCGAAGCGAGGUCCCAAAGAUAUCCCAACAACCACAUACAAUUCUACCCAAGUUGUGUAUUAUUUGCAAAAAGCUAACUAAAAGGACUAAGAUUAAGGGAAAGUGGGUGCAUGAAUCAUUGUCUAAAGCAGAAACAUCAGAUGCAGGUAAGAUUGAGAUAAAAAGCCCAAAGUAGAAGGGAUGUUCAGUAUGUGUGUAUUCGUAUCACGUUGGUUAUUUUCUGCUUAAAAUAUAAUGAUUUAUAGUCAACUUAUCAAGUGUAGUCUAUCAAAGGCACACUAGUGCACACAUUUUCCCACUUUUUAGGCACACAUUUUCAAAGGCACACAUUUCCCAACUUUUUAGGCACACAUUUUCAAAGGCACACAUUUUCCCACUUUUUAGGCCUGCUUCGUAGUGCUGCUGAAAGGAUAGAUGACGAAACUAUCUUGAAGGACAUUAGAGGAAAAGACUGUUCAUGUAUUGAGGUCCAGUACCACAAGAGCUGCUACAAUGAUUAUGUCCGUGUUUUAAAAGGAAAUGACUCUGUUGGUGAAAAGUAAGUUUUGACUUUUAUAGUUAAUUUUUGUAGAUAAUGUUUCAGAUGUCUUUGUUGUUGUUUACCUUCACUUGAAAAUUAACAAUACAAAUAGGAAAUAAAGUACAUUUUCCAGCCAUCAAGUGAGAAAAAAAAAUUUAUUCUAUAGGUGUACAAAAAAAAAUAUUGCCUCUUAGAAAAUCCCCCCCCCCCAUCACUUAUCACUUUUCUAAUGGUCCGUCCCUUAUGGUUACAUGUUACGUUUUAGGAAAACAAACUUCUUUUCUGAGCACAAAGCAGGUUAUGAUGCUUUCUGUAAAAUAGUGAUCAAAGAAAGGUUAGAAGUGAAUUGUGAGAUUCUGCGCUUGACGAAAUUGCAGCAACUACUUCUCAAACAUAUACAGCUUGAAGAACGUGUGCACCUAGAAAACAUACGUUAUGGGCUUAUAUAUCAUUAUAUGCAUUAAUUUAUUAUUUUAGAAACAUUUUUUUGUAAAAAUGUCACAUCUCUUGAUUGUCUUAGUUGGAUAAUUACCCAUUUUUUCUCUUUAAGAUCUGAUAUGUUGAGAGUGAGAUUACAAAAGGAUUUUGAGCAACUUGUGUUUCACAUUCCAUCAAGAAGGUUUGUAAAUCACUCAGUGUUUUUCGUUUAUAAGUGUGAAAACAUUAUGAUCAGUGCUAUACACUCAAAUAGAACUAAAAUUAUAUAUGUUUUUGACAAUUAACAUGCCUGUACUGAUAAUACCGUAUUCUUUUAGGAAUGAAUCCACAAUUGUAUAUUGUCAAAAUGUAACAGCUGGUGACAUAGCACAGCAGUACUUGCCUACAAGUCAAGUUUCUAGUGUUGAAGAUGAAAGUGAUGAAAAUGACUCCUCAGAAGUUUUAGAAAAUGAGAUUAGAAGUAGUAGAAUUGACAGGCAUCAAACAAGUCAGGAAGGCAGUUCUGAAAAUACAUUUAAAGAAUUGUUUAUGUCAGGUUAGAAUUUUUAGAUUUUUUAGUGGUGUAUUAUUCUAAGGAGUACAAAUAUACAGCAAUAUUUGGACAGUUUGUUAUUUGGUUUAGUUUGUUACAAGCUUAUUUGGUUAGCCCAUCAAAUUUGUUGCAUGAAUUCAUUGUUUGUAUUUGACUCGACAAACGAAAUGUAUAAAUGGGUACAAAAUUAAUGUAUAAAUUACGAAAUUAUUCAAAUUUAUUUGUCCUUCCCUCAAACGUAUAAUCCUAUACAAUACUCAUUACAACUUUACAACAGAGGGACAUUUUUCCAUUUUAAAGGUGUUUAUUUGAAGAACAAAAUAAACAAUGUCCAGCCAGAGCAGAGCAAAUGGUCCCCUAGAAGUAAAGACCUAAUUAAGACUAAUAUGGUACCAGUUGAACUAUUCAACCAUAGAUGCUCCGUCUCCUGACGGCUACAGCUGGUCUGUCAAAGACGGUGUUAUUGAUGUUGUGUGGAAGACCAAACCUGCGGCUCCAGAAUGUCUACUGAAGGUUGUUAAAUGUGGCUGUAAGACUACCAAGUGCAUUAAGGGUGGCUGUUCAUGUUUAACGAACAAAUUGUUAUGUACAGACAUGUGCAGAUGCAAGGACUGUGGGAAUGGGAAAGAUGACAACGAAACCGAAGUACCCGAUGAUUCAUCUCAAAUCAGCGCCGUUGAGGAUGACUUGGAUUUGCCACCCUUUAGUAUAUGAUGUUUUAUCACAAAAAAUAAACAGUUCCUUCUUUCUCAUCCGUGAUGUCUAUAUAAAGAUUAUUACAUGAAAGGUCCCUGCUGGUGUGGUGAACGUUUUCGGUUUCGUGGCGGUGUAAUGAACAGUCCCUUCCAUUUUAUGCCGUAGUGAUGUCUAUACUUACAUGAACCGAUUUUCCUUUUUCUACUUUUGGGGAUUUUUAAAAAUAAUACAUAUUACAUAAACAUAUCCUAAUAGUGAACAUGCCUGUGUACCAUCGCGCGUGCAUAUUCGCGCUUCUUGAUUACUUGAGAAAUUGAAAGAAAUUAUAAACGAUAUGAUUAAAAGAAUAUAUAUUAUUUACGAAAUUUUCCAGUACGCCUUAAAUUUUCGACGAUUAGCGUGUUUAUUCAAUUUUGCAAAUGUUACCUGAUUAAAAAUAACGUUAAAUUACAUGAAGUAUCCUGUCACAGGGGCCAAAAUAACAUGAAGUAUCUAAGUGGAGCCUUGUAAUCCAAGAUGGCGGACGGUUUUUGUUUAUACCGAAAAGUCGCGUGAAUUUGAUGAUUUUGCAAAGGAAAUUUUUGAACAAAUUUGUGUAUUUACUCUUAGUAUAUAUUCUUGCACCUAUUGACCGAGUUUUGAUUGGUUUCAUGAUUCAGGAACGAAUUUCAAUUUCUAAGCUGUUUACAAAUUUCGCCCCAUGGUCUACUUGUACUAUUAUCUUUCUCAAAGCGAAUAUUUUCAUUUUUUCUGCUUCGCAAAACUCGUGUAGUUUUUGGACCGCCAUCUUGCUAAAAAACUGAUAUACGGCGAGUAAUUCGACCAAUCAGAUUGCAGAACAGCUCAUAUACGGUGAAUGACUAUAUUAUAACAUGUUAUAUAUGUUAUAUAUGUUAUACAGCUAUUUCAAUUAAGGUUGUCCACGAGCAAAGCGGAAAAGUCGUAUACGAGCGCGAAAGGCUGCUGGGAAUCGCUAACAAAUUAAUUAAUUUUCAAAGCGGUUCCCAGCAGCCUUUCGCGCUCGUAUUCGACUUUUCCGCUUUGCUCGUGGACAACCUUAAUUGAAAUAGCUGUAUAUCAUAUUAUAAUAUAGCACUUGUAAAUUCUGAACGCUGAUUGGCUAAGAGCCGUGUUGAUAUAACUCAAUGUCAAAAUGUUUUAUAUUUGUUAAAUCUAAGUUGGCCCUUUCUGAAUACAAUGGAACUUAUUUCAGUGCAAUAACUUGUAUCAGUAGCAAUAAAAAAAAUUCGUGCAAAUAUAUUUGCAAGAAAGAAUUCUAGAUGUAGAGUUCGAUAUGCACAGAUAUUACUGUCAAAUAGUCAGAAUGCAGCAAUUUUUUAUUCCCAGAAAUUAAUAAAUUAAUAAAUAAAUAAGUUAAUUAAUAAAUUUCAAAAAUUUCCAGAAAUUAAUAAAUCAAUAAAUUUCCCAGAAUGCCGAAAUUUGUUAUUCCCAGGAGAAUGGCCCGAACUCCCCCCUAAGAAUCUUAAGUGCUCAGUGCGGAUUCCGGUGUCAAGCGAAAUUCCUGACCUUUACGAAAUACCUGACCAAGCGUAACGGGUCAGAAAUUUCGCGCGUACAGGCACGAAAUACAUGACGUUUGCUAAAUUCUAAGUCGGCCAAAAUUGGUUUUUUUUUUCAAAUCGACAUCGCUAAGUUUCAAUCACAAACACUCCAUAUGCGAUGGUACCAAAUGUUUCUAAUACAGACAUCGCCAAAUCUAAACGGCCAAGUCACGAACUCAUUGUUGCUGCGUGCUUACUAAAUAGUGAGAAUUGAGAAGGUCAAACGCGAAACGAUUUUUGGUGCUUAUGGUAAUGCAUAUAGCAUAACCUUUGAAACUGGAAUCUAUUUUAUAUCACUAAGAGCGCUCUUCGAGUGACUUUUUCCACAUCUGCGAUUUAAGCUUUAUUGUCGCUGAACGCUAACGUUCACAAUCAGUGGUAUAGAGUCAAUUCAGUUGAUUAAUUGUAGAACUGAUAUUUGAAAAUUUAUGUAUAAAUAAAAUGACUUUAUGAAUACACGUGUUGUCUGUUGAGUUGCGAAAUUUAUGAGCCAAAGUCAUCCAUGCGCAUCGUCUGCGCAUUGGCAGUUCUACAAUAGUCAGAUAUUUCGCAAGUCAGGAAUUUCGCGUCACACCGGCACAAUAGGGCGGGCCAUUUAUACGAACGAAAAUAAGUUGCGACCUAAAUAAGCCGCGGCUUAAAUAAAUAACUCGCGAACGACUCGUAUAAACAGUCAAUUUGCAAUAAGCCGCGGCUAAAAUAAGCCCAGAGUUGAAAGCUAGGCCUAACUUCGUCGCGGCUUACUGCAAAUUGACUGUUUAUACGAGUUGUUCGCGACUUAGGCCUAUUUAAGCCGCGGCUUAUUUUCGCUCGUAUAAAUGGCCCGAGUCUACCUAUAUUUCUUCUAAUAUUUCUAACAGAUGUAUCUGUCAGGCAUUAAGUUAAAAUGGACUCGCAACAAAUUAUCCUGCAAAUUAUCCUGCCCCCCCCCCCCAAAUAUGAACCCCAGGCAGGAGUGUCUGGGGUUCAUAUUUGGCUUCAGGCAAACAUGAAGUUGAUACAUUAUACAGCGCAUUCACCGUUUGUUUUUGUUCCAAGACUCCAUGGUACCUAUGUUGCAAGACUUCAUGGUACAUAUGCUGUGACACCAUGUCACCAUGGCAACCACUUCAUGUUUCUAUAUAGUUGCUUGGUUAGCAAUGCGAGGGGUCUAUAUGCAUUCAUUUCUAUGGUCACGACUAUACUACAGCCCUGAGAAUCAUUAUUCCAUUAAUACUCUGUUUAAUACUAAUCAAUUUUGUUUCAGGUUUUACUAACCAAUCAUAAAAUGUGUAUAUAAAAUUAUUUAUGUUUAUUGAAAGUAAGUACCGUGAUUUAAAUGUCGUUUCCUAUUGCAUUAGUCCUCUUCAAGAUGCGCGAAAUUAAGACAGCCAACAGGUGGGAAAAUUGACUGAACAUGCGCGAAAACUGCUCGGGUUUUCAGCGGGAGAAGAAGAUAUGCGUGCUUCCACUUGGUUGAUUUAAAAAACAUAAACAACAUGGACGAAGCCUUCGAAAGACAAUUUUGCAGCGGCUGUUUAGGCCCACAAAUCGCAAAAAAAAUCUCGGAUUCACUGACAAAAAACGUUGCAGUAAUACUUUAAUUUCCUCUAUUGCCACAUAUUUUACAAUGUAAACUAUAAAUAUCGAUUAUUUGAGUGCAAAACAAAACAAAACAUUUCCUUUUAAAAUGUCGUCUGAUAGCUUCAAUAAAAUGUGAUAUUCGAACCGAAAAUACUAAUACUUCUUCAUUUUUUACAAAGCCAAGAAAUUUAACACCGAUUUUAAAAUGUUUUGAAGUUUAAUGUAAAACAGCGAUAUGUCGUUGGCACAACCUGUAACAUGAAAAAAGUUGUGUUUAUAGAAUUUUGAACGAGCGAAAAUUGUGUUAAAAAAACCCAACAAAGUUUACGCUUCGAAAUGAGGGUCAUAGAAAAAUCUGAUUGCUAUGUGUAUCUGUAUUUUAAAUACGUUGAAAACCUAAAAAUAUUAUUUUAAAACUAUUAGGGAGUGGUCAUAAAGUAAGUGCUACCCCAGGGCGGAGGAUAUUUUUAAUUUUGUGAACAAAAUUUCAUACCCCCACAAAAUUGUCAGAUAAUAUUUGGUACCCCAUCAAGAUAACGGUCUCAAUGUUUCAUACCCCAUCAUAAAACUACAAGUUUACGGGGGGUUUUCAUGUUGAUAUGACGGGUGUGCGCUGAUAGGGCACACCCCUCAGAAAUUCUGUUGACUAAUUGCUAUUAUCCUAUAAGUUUUAUUUUAAGUAAGUUUUAUCUUUCUUUACUAAAAAUGAAAAAGAAAGUAAAAUUCACAUCCAAAAUCAGUGCUGUUUUUUGACCCCAUUGAAUACGACCACCUGUCAAAAAAUGGCGAAUAUUGCUAAUAUUUUACCCAUUUUGGUUAUUUUAUGUAAAGAGAUAAAAAACAUUUUGGAUGUGAUAUUUUUGGGUGACAUUGGGUCUUUUACAUUCAAAAAACAUACUUUUAAGCAUAUCUCAGAUGUCCAUAAACACCACUAUUUUUCUUACAAGCUGGCAUUUUUGUACCAUAUGAAAAGAUAUACAACUGAAACUGACCUGUCUCCCCAUAUAAACAAUCCAAAACAUUUUCAACAUCACUGAUUUUACCAUCAUCACUGUGACACUGUCAUUGUUGUCAUCCGACACUCUUCAACUUAUUUAUAAAUGAUAUAUCUAACAUGUUCGAUAGUUCAUGUGCCCCGGUUAACUUCGGAGAUACAGAUUUGAGCUGUUGAAACUACUUGAGCAAUGGUCAAAUCUUUUAUGAGACAACAAUGGCAGUGAUGUAUUAAAACAAACAAAUUUUGUUUCAUACCCUCUCUUUAAAGUGAUAAAUUCGUUUCAUAUUCCACCCAGAUCCCUGAAAAAAAUUUCAUACCCCAUCCCAAUAUCCUCCACCCCGGGGUAGCACUUUAUGACCGCUCCCUUAUAGCAGAAUAAGAUUACUCCGAUGCUCAUUUUCUUAGUCGCGUUUUUCGUAUAAAUUACACUUUCACAUGAAAUUUUCCAAAAUUCAGUACUUUCUUCAUAUUUUAGGCGAGUUUACAUUCUAUUAGCAAAAACUAGAAAAAAAGCACAUGUUCUGAAUAUCUAAUCACAUUUCAUUGGCACAACCUGUAUGUAUGAGAAAAUUAAGGUGAAAAACAAGCAAUUUUAGCAAAAUACCUAGCCUGCUCACAGACGUUGUAGUUCUUACUCCAAGCGACGAAAUACUACCGUCUGCUUACCCGAGGUGCAUAUUCAAUUCCUUUUGUCUUAGGAGCCAAUCAUUUGGCAGUGUUCAAAAAAGUUAGAGCCAAUUGGAAGCCGCCUUAUUGAGAGAUUAGCUACUGGGGAAAGCCCUUGACAUGCAUUGGAAUAUAUUGUUUGGGUUGAAACUUGAAAUUUGUUUACUUGCGUGGAUAUAUUUUGGAAAGUAUAGCGUUGAACUUCACGAUGUUUACGUAGAAUAAUAUUGUGAUCAUCUUCUCGCAUGUUCAGCAAACAAUCGGUGUAUAUAAAGUGCUAAAGCAGUAGGCGAAAUUUAAAUUUUUGUUAACAAUGUCAAUGACAAACAAUCAAUCGGGAAACUCGAGCAUAUCUGCAGGAUAUGUCCAAAUGUUGCUCUUGAUACUUCCUAUACAGUGGCGUAGCCAGACCUUCAUUUUUUUUGGGGGGGGCGAAGCAAACGCCGAAGGCGCGAGACCAUCUAUGGAGGUCCGGGGGCAUGCACCCCCGUGAAAAUUUUGAAAUUUAGAGUCCCUGAAAUGUGAUUUCAAGCAUUUUGGGGGUGAAAUCUUCCAGAAUUCCGAAGAUUAUAAAGUACGCUCUAGGGGGGUUCGGGGGCAUGCACCCAGGGAAAAUUUUAAAAUUUAGAGUCCCUGAAAUGUGAUUUCAAGCAUUUUGGGGGUGAAAUCUUGCAGAAUCCCGAAGAUUAUAAAGUACGUCGAUGACAUAAAUUUUCCCAGGCAUUUCUAAGUUUCUACUCGCUUUUAGAUAUGAUACAGAAUAAGUCUGAGAAGAAUAUUCAUGUUAUCAUAAUGCAUAUACAUGUAAAUCUAAACUAAAUCUAUUCCUCUUGGAACCAUAUCUACAACUGUUUUAACGAGAUUUUAGAAAUCAAGUUAUUCCAGUAUUUCGUCGUUUUCCUCAGUCGAGACGUACUUAAUCCGUUUCAGCUUCGAGGAUGUAACGUGUACCCCCCCCCCAUUUCUCUACGGAUUUAGCCUUUUUUCAGAGAAUAGUUUUUUUGCGGGGGCGACCCCCUUGCCCCCCCCCUUGGCUACGCCCCUGAAUAGGUACCAAGUUACUUCGUCUCUUUGAGUUAAUGUUUGAAGUAUUAUUAGAAUUACAGUGGUGGUAAUUCUGUCUCUGUGUAAUUCUAACAGGAAUAGCUAAGUUCUUUUUCUUAUCAUCCCAUGAACAAAUUCUAGGUAAUUCAACUAAUCUUUCUGAUUUUGUUGUGGUUGAUGGUUGGGCUGGAAAUUUCGAUGAGGUCGAUGAUUCUGAUGGGACCGGUAAUUUUGAUCGUAUCGAAGGUUUGGGUAAGGGGGGUGAUUUGGCUGAGGCCGAUAAUUUAAACGGCGCCGUCGAAAAUUUGUCAGGUGAGCGGAAUGGAGUGAUGUCUGAUGGUUCCCUCGAUGCUUGGGAAUUUCACUCACAGCAUCGAGUGGAAUCCGAUCGGUGGUUUUAGAUAUGCCACGUUGGGAUUGAGUAUUGAUUUGUCGUUUUGCAUAAUAGCCAUGCCUGUAUCGCUUCGAGUAAACCUUCUUCUUAUUGGGAAGCUUACUUUGUUUAUUUUUCUGCAUAUUUGAUGAUGGUAACUCAAUUAGUGGCAAAUUUCUCAAACACAUAGGUAGCGUCGUUUUGGUUUUACACCGUCUAAUUGGUAAGCAACCUUCAAGAGAUCAAGGGAUAAACUUAACAAUAGAUUACGGAGCUUUUUUUUCGAAAGGAAAGUUAAAAACUGCGAUAAUUCAGCGCUCUGGUGGAAGUCUAUUAAUCAAUUUGCUGGUCGCUCAACAAAUACGAUCGUAUCAAGUAUGACUGUGUCAGGAGAGCAAAUUCGAGGGACCCAAUUAGCAACUCAUAUUAACCAAAGUUUUCUCUCCACUACAAAUUCCAUGGCCCCUUUAUCCGAGUUGGAAAAUAACGAAACAAAUUUUGUAGACUACAACCUAACGAAAUACUAUAUAUCUGCUCAAGAUGUUUACAAGGAACUUUCAAGUCUAAAAAAGGGGAAAGCAUCAGGUCCUGACAAUAUACCAAGCUGGAUCUUAAAAGAUUUUGCUCUUGAGAUUUCGUCACCAGUUGCUGAAAUCUUUACUUCAUUUUCGGGAGACUGUAGUUCCUGAUCUAUUGAAAAAAGCUGAAGGGCUCCCAAUCCCGAAGAAAAAUAUAAUCAAAGAAGCUGAAAAUGACUUACGACCCAUUUCACUUACCCCAAUUCUUUCAAAGACCAUGGAACAUUUUGUAGUUAAAUGGAUUAUGGCACAGAUUAACCAUCUCAUUGAUCGAAGACAAUUCGGAGCCUUACGAGGACGAUCCACAAUUCAUGCACUUGUGUCCCUUUUCCACCAUCUCUUUCUGAGAAACCCGAUAAAUGUAUACGAAUUCUGUCUGGACUUCAGUAAAGCAUUCGAUAGGAUAAACCACCAGAUCCUGAUUACGAAAAUGGAAGAAAUGGAAAUAGACCCAACCCUUAUAGCAUGGGUAAGAAACUUCCUUACUGGACGAAAGCAGCGAGUAAGAAUAGGGCGAAAUGUUUUUCUAGUUUGGAACCAAUCUCGUACCCAGAGCCAUCGUUGAGUGGCUCUGGCCACACGAGUUGAGUUAAUUAGAAAAUACGGUAAAAGUACAGUAUUUUCCAAUUAACUAUUUCGUACCCAUUCUCCGGGAAUUCGCGCGCGCCAUAGUAUUUUCAAGAGGAGUGGAGAGCUAACUUUUUGCUGAAAAUAUCAAUAAAAUCGCAAUUUUUCCCGUCAAAAGCAUUAAAAUUUGUUCGGCGCAGUUAGUGUGAACAACAAGGAUACUGAGUGCACGUGUGAUUUCCGUUUAACAAGUAAUUUGAGAUGAUUGAAACACCGGCUUGUACACAUGUCAACACUCAUGGAGUCAUCGAUCAUUUAUUUUGUCUCAAAUGGCUUCUAUUUCCUUCAAAAUGUUCCGAUUUCUUCUUAAGGUAUAAGUACGUUUAAUUAUUUGUUAUAUAAAAGUAAUUUAAUAACUCUCAGCUUUAUUAUAAUAGGCUAUUCUUGAGCAAGAGCGUUGCUUGUUGCACACUGCCUUGGUUGCCUUUAAUAAUUCUUUAAUUUGUUACAAUUUAUAUUGUUCAUGUCAUCAUUAUUUUGUUUCAAGGUUAAUUUUUGAACCUUGGGCUCUGAAUUUCCAUCCUAAUUGUAGUCUAGUUAGAAUACCACAAAAUAUAUUGUGUACCCCCUAAAAAUGCAGCAGAUUUUCAGAAAUUCUAUAGCAUCCUGUGAGCUGAUCAUACCCAGUAUUUAACUAUUUAUUUAAUACUAUUAUACAUGCAUUAUUAUAUUAUGAAUCUAUCAUACCCAAGGAAUUUAAAACCAUAAUGUUAUUCUUUACACAAUGAUAAAAUAAAGAUUUUUUCUCAAUAAGGAAGGCCUGUACUGCUGUAGCAAUUGAGCAAAAGCCUGUAGCAGUAUACCAGUGUGUGUUUAUUUUUUUACUUAACUUGACUAUUUUAUAGCUUUAGUUUUACAUUUCUUUCAGAUACACCUGGGACUGUAAAUGUGAUAAUCUUUUUAUUAUGCUAAUACCUCCAGAAACAAUGGAGAAAUCAGUCUCAAGUUAAAAUUAUACAGUCCUGUAUUCUGGAUCAGUAAACAACUUGGCAUGUUGCAUUAUAAUGAAGAGUCUAAGAUAAUGAAAUACUCAAGAAUGGAAUAGUAUCGUUGGAGAAGUGCAUUGCUCAUUAAUUAUGUGAUAAAAAGUAGUUACUGGUUAACGAAUCAAGAAUCACACCUGGCCUGACUAAUAACAAUGUCCUGUUUGAAUAAGUGUAAUAUAAUUUAUACUUUCAUGCUUGUAUUGCUUGAUAGGUUGAUGUGUAGAAUGACACAUUACUGAAAUCAAUAAAGGUUUUUCAGAACUUGCAAUUCAUUUUAUGGGUACCAGGGGAACCAUUUGACAUCAUUAAGUUUUCCCAGGGGUCCCUAUGACAUCAUAAUUAUUAAAUGGGAGAAGAGGUGUUUUACAAUAUAUUACACUUUAUUGCAUAUUAUCUGGCACUGACACAAUUCUUUGUGCUUUGGAGGCCCCUUUUGAGCUGGGCUUUUGCCUGCAUCCCUACUUUUAGCAGUCCUAAAAUUGUUAAAGAUGUAUGAAGUUAUAUGAUAGUUCACUAAUAAACCUAAAAUUUGGUUUUAAUAGUCUUAUUCUGAAAAGGUAAAGUUGUUUUUGUUGAGCAUUGGACUUCAAAUACAAUUGUUAAUUGUUGCACACUCAGUUGUCCAUUACAAGAAUGAACAUCAUAUAUCUAUAUAUAGUACUCCCUGAAAAAAACAAGCAGAAAAUUAUUCAAUGUUUCAAGCGAAGGCCCUUCGUCAAGAGUUAGUAACCAACGUUGAGUUUCUGCUUGUUUUUUUUUCAGAUAGUAUUACUAUAUAACCACUCAGCUCAGCACAGCAAGACUGUGGAAUAGUUGACAAUCAUUUAUUUACCAGUUUUAUUGGCACCAUUGUAUAAAUUGUGUAGACGGUUUAAUAUUAUUACAUGCUGCACGUAGUACAUACUGCUAUUCUUAAAGACCAUGUAAAGUCUGUUCUGCGCAUGCAUUCUGCAGGCCUACACUCCAAUGGUCGGGACCCAACCAUUGGAAUGUUAUUAAUAUUUCCCACCUUCCAAACUUUCUUGAAUUGAAUUGAAUCUCUAGUCUGUAUUCAUUUACAAGCAUAGCAAACCAGAAGAGUUAAAAAUUCAGUAUAAUACAUAUCUAAUAUAUUACAACUAUAGCACUGGGUUCAGAAUGUAAACAAAGGGUUUGUUUACAUUACAUACUUUACAUGGCCUUUAAUGAAACCUUUUUUGGCUACUAACACCAAUGUUUCUGACAGAGUUGUACAGGCAAUACUGUAAACAGAAACAAUAUAUUGUAUCAUCAAACAAUUCUAUCAAACGAGUUGACAAGUUGCAAAGUCUGCAAAAGAAUCCAAAUGCUGUUUAAUUGUUACAUUCAGACCAUGAUUCAUACAUUUACAGUUCAAUUAAAAAAUCCCAAAUCUUGUAUAAACACAGUCCUAGCAUACGUGUACGCUUGUAAGUCUUGUACGCUUGAAGUUCUUUUCAAUAAUAACACUCCAAUAUAGUAGAUCAAGGACAUAUGCCAUCAUUACCAUCAAUACUCACUCAGGGUGAACCAAGAGUAUGAAUUAUUACCAUAACGAAGGCUGUUAUUUUGCCCAAAUGAAUUAAAAUAUGCAUAAAUCAACUCCUUAAUCCUUUCACCACUUUUUCGGACGAAAAGCAACAAAACAUUCGUCAAUUUCAGGCCAAAUAAAGCAAAAUAUAUCGUAUUCACUCAUAUUGGCCGCGCUCGUGCACGCCACAGGGGGUAUGGGUUCAAUAACUUAUGGAUCGACCAAUCAGGAUCGUUUUUCAAUCCCGUGUGGCCAGAGCCACUCAACGAUGGCUCUGGGUACGAGAUUGGUUUGGAACCAGUAAAUGGAGGUGUCCCUCAGGGAACAGUCUUGGGGCCUUUAUUGUUCCUCAUAAUGAUAAACGACCUGCUAACGAAUUAUCGUGAUCGAUGGAAAUAUGUCGAUGAUUCUACACUAUCAGAAACCCUCACUAGAGACCAACCAUCUUCGUUACAAUCUAUUUUGGACCGUAUUAACCAGUGGUGCGGGGAAAACGAUAUGUUGUUGAAUAUUAAGAAAUGUAAGGAACUUUUGGUUUGUUUUGGGGAAAAUAAACCAAACGUACCUCCGCUAAAGCCCCCAAAUUAUCGAGCUGGCUAGCUACGCCACUGUUACAACAGACGGAUCGGAUAUAUUGUCCGAGACAAUAUACCCUGAACUCGUUCAAUAUGAACACAACUUUAAUUAUGAUCUGAGGUACCAAAAUAAAUUAAUUCCUUAUAGAUGUAGAACAAACCGGUUUAAAAACUCAAUUGCAUGUAAAAACUUCCUAUCAUAGAUAUUUAAUAGUAUAGUGACACUUUUUAUAGACAUUAUUACAUGGGCGUACGGGCCUAAUCUUUUUUUUUGGGGGGGGCAGUGCUAGUUUGCCCGACCGUCGCUAAUUAAUAUUUCUUGUAAAAAUAAUUAGUCAUACAUAAAUUAUAAUCACCUGUAAUAUUAAUUUAAUUUCGACGUAUUUCAACCUUUGGUUGCAAUGUCAGAAACUUAAUAAACAUAUUUACAUUUAUAUUUAAUUUUUAAUGCAAUAUUGACUGCGAAGAUACAAAUAUUUCAUGUUGCAGGGCGUUUUACAGAUUGGCGAAAAAACGACAAAGUUCGAAACAGAACAAUUUUAGAAAGUUUUAUCGUGAGGUCACGGCCAGUUUUUAAAAUAUCUUCAUUUCUUUUCUAGUCAUCACCAAAAUUACACUGAAGUCGGGCUUGAAUAUACAACAAAUUUUGAAUCUCAUCAAGUACAAAAAAUAUUUAACGUCUAACUAAAAUAUGCUGAUGAAAUCGAAAUUAAAGGCUGGUAAAUUUUCAAACUAGACCCUUAUCGAGGCGGUUUUGAUGAAGGAAGUUCACCGUGCAACUGGGUCUCACAGACUUGGCUCAAACAUCAUGAGCCCCUAUUUUCCUGACGAUAUGUUUGACACCUUCAAACGCCAAAAAGGUUUUACUUUCAUUUAGCUGUAUUUGAAAUACAGGCCACGGGAUAUUUUUUUUUUCAAGCUAUUUUAACAUAUUUUCAAAAUUUGUCGAAUUUUGCGAACUUGUAUUUUGACUUAGGCCGUUGAAGUUACAUUAAGAAACAUGAGAUGGAACAUUUGAUUACGGUUUUAAGCAAGCCAUUCCUCAACGCGGUAUAUAUACGGUAUUUGCACCCAUGUUCACGUCGCCAUAUUCACUUUUUCCAGUCACUCGAUUGCAAAAUAUAUACCAAAACAAGGAAUCCAUGAUCGAUUGUUAAAAGCAUAACCGUUAAUUUGUAAAUCGUUUGAAUAGAAAGCAAAAACUCGUCAGCUAAAACAGCUUCGUGUUUGCAACCUCUCCUUUUUAAAAUGGCUGGAAAAAGACAAAUUUUGACCUUUAUUCUAAGCACGCUGUUGCCAUGGUAACAAGAGUUCAACACAAAAGUAACAAAUUGCAAUGUUCAGGAGAGCAUUGUCAAUGCGUCCAAUAAAUUUCGUGGAGGGAGUGGAAAAUAUUGAUGUUUGUAAUAAUUUUCAUAUAUCUGCUGAUGAUCUAAAACCGCAAGUGUGCAAGAUAUGGCGAGAAAAUUGAAAAACCAGACAGUGCAUGACACACGCUUAAUAUCUAGCUAUUUAGUCAAAUUGCGCGUGUUGUAUCCCCCUUAUAGUAUAGUGUGUAAAUUCAUGAAUGAUAUUUCAAUUGUCUGAGAUUGCUUUUACAGGAACUUUGGGAUAUACACCAAUGUAAAAUGUCGUUUACUUUAUAGGUGUUUGCAACCUCUCCAGAUAAUGUUCUCUCAGGUUUUGUCUCAGAGGCCACUAAUAUCAUCUUACGGAUUCGCGACUAUAAUUCCUCCGAGCUCCUAUUUGAUAUCACCAGAAAUAAUGCGUCUCAACAUUUUAUCAUGGACUGGCAAAGUAGCGCUGUCAUUGUAGAAAUACAAUUUCAGGGAUACUAUUAUUCAAAUAAUAGAGUCAAGAUAUUUCUCACAAGUCGACCAAGUAAGUUUUCAUCUUUUGUAAAUACUUUGAGAACAGGUAUCAUUGCCAAUUAUUAUAUACCGUACGUCACAUUGCAUAAGACCAAAAAUAGUUCUAGUAAUUCGACGUUGUGUUCGGUCGACACAGGCGUCACCCGUACAACCUUGCAUGAGGAACAAGGAGGAGUUUCAUUCUCGACCAAUCGAUGCAUUUGUUGACAUUUUCGCUCUAAACCAAUCAGAAUCCAUAAUUGCUUACUACUUCCGGUAAAAAACACAUAUUUGAACAGAAAAUAUAGGGUCUUAAAUAAAGCUCCGAGGGGGUCAGGAUUUUUAAUUUUUUGAUUGGAUUUAACGUGACAAGGUAAAACAAGAAAUUCCCUAAAAAUUUGCCACUGUUAUAUGCGUUUUUUGCCAAGUUUUAAAGUUAUCGGCAUUCGAACAGCAGCGUAUAAAAAGCGCGUAAGUUCGAAUGGCGAUAAUUUUAGAACUAGGCAAUACAACGCAAAUCCCAGCGGCAAAUUUCUAGAAAAUUUCUUAUUUUACCUUGUCAUGUGGAAUCUAAAAAUCCUGCCCCCCUUAGACCCUAGAUUUUCUGUUCAAUUGAAUGUUUUUACCGGAACCACGUUUUCUGUGCUCGCAGGGAAACUACCUACAAUAACCAAUUACACAUUCUGAUUGGCUUAGAGCGAAAUUGUCAACAAAUGCGCUGAUUGGUCAAGAACGAAAUUCCCCCUUGUUAGCUUGAGUUGGUAUUAAAAAAGCAACGUAUAAUGUACUGUUUAAUAACCGAGCAGGAGUAUUUUAUUAGCUUUAAAGUCACGAGCGCGGAGCGCGAGUGGCUUUAGACCUAAGUAAAACACGACCUGCGAGUUUAUUAAACGGCUUCAAACACGACUAUACAAAUUCAAUAGAUAUACUGCCUUAUUGGUAUCUUUAUAUAAAGAAUACUAAUGAGGACACGAGUAUUAGUAUUCUUUAUAUAACGAAUACUAAUGAGGAGCGUUUUAUCAGGUUUAAAGCCACUGCACGUAACAUAUUAUGGUUGACAUGAUUUGCCAAUAAUCUUAUGAAUUAUUAUUGAGUGUUUGAAAUCUGCGUUUGCCAUACUAAAUACCACCCAAUAUUUUCUCUUCAAACAUUUGCUGGAGUACCCUACUUAGCAAUUUGGAAGGUUAGGUGCAAACUGUGAACCGAGGUGGCCUUGGAACGAAAUUUUGUUCGGGCGUUCUGCAAGGCUUGGUGUUACGUCUCCAUAAAUUAGCACAGCUAACCGCCAGUACAAAGUUUAGUCUUCAUACCAACGGUAAAAACUACAUAACAUAGCAAAAAAUAUCUUAAGCUAUUUACACAAAUCGAUUACGAAACAUAACACAUAGUACAUAUAAACUAAAGUAUUCACUUACGUCCUUGCGGGAUAGUAAACUUAUAUACUCCAAUAGUCCGAUAUCUCCAACAGUUAACUCCAAAACGAUUAAAUUACAGUAA
This is a messenger RNA of Paramuricea clavata, 19244 nucleotides long. Lineage: Eukaryota; Metazoa; Cnidaria; Anthozoa; Malacalcyonacea; Plexauridae. The record is from the annotation of a GenBank genome assembly.